CCGUCAGACUAUUACCACAAGCCCCAAAAGAUAGAUAGGGAGAGAGAGAAAAAGUGAGCGUGUGUCAGAGACAGAGGGUCAGCCUGAGAUAAACAGAGAGAGAGAGAGAGAGAGAGAGACACACACACAGUUAGUUAAUAUUGGCAUGCCUGCAUACUCCACCAACAUGAGGCUUAAGUUUCCUAUCCUGGCUCUGACUCUGGAGAUUAUCACCAUCAUCCUGUUCGCUGUGUUUGUGGACUACGAUGAUGGGAAACACGGGGGGCACGGAGCCCACAACACCACACACCAUGAGGAGAAGAAGGAUCCUCUGACCCUUUAUCCCAUGUUCCAGGAUGUCCACGUUAUGAUCUUCAUUGGCUUUGGCUUCCUGAUGACCUUUCUGAAGAGAUAUGGCUUCAGCAGCGUGGGCCUCAACCUGCUCCUGGCCGCCUUCGCUCUACAGUGGGGUCUAAUCAUGCAAGGCCUCUGGCACCUGGACGAUGGCAAGAUCAAAGUCUCCAUCUUCAAGAUGAUCAACGCAGAUUUCAGCACAGCCACCGUUCUGAUCUCGUUCGGGGCAGUGCUGGGUAAAACCAGUCCUGUCCAGCUCCUCAUCAUGACCAUCCUGGAGAUCACCAUCUUCAGCAUCAACGAACAUCUGGUGGCCGAAAUCCUGGAGGCCAAUGAUGUUGGGGCCUCCAUGAUUAUCCAUGCCUUUGGGGCGUACUUCGGUCUCGCAGUGGCCCGCAUGCUGUACCGGCCAGCUCUGAGGAACAGCCAUGAGAACGAUGGCUCUGUUUACCACUCUGACCUCUUCGCCAUGAUCGGUACCGUGUUCCUCUGGAUGUUCUGGCCCAGUUUCAACUCUGCCAUCGCUGAAUCUGGCACUGAUCAGCUCAUGGCGGUGACCAACACCUACUUCUCCCUGGCUGCCUGCGUACUCUCUGCCUAUGCUGUCUCCAGCUUGGUGGAGCAUAAAGGGAAACUGGACAUGGUCCACAUCCAGAAUGCCACUCUGGCAGGAGGUGUUGCCGUGGGAACCUGCGCUGACAUGGACAUCGGCCCUUUUGGUGCCAUGAUCAUCGGGUUCGUGGCUGGCAUCGUCUCCACCCUGGGCUUCAAGUUCCUCACUCCAAUCCUGGCAUCCAACCUGGGCAUCCAGGACACCUGUGGUGUCCACAAUCUGCACGGCAUGCCUGGCAUCCUCGGGGGUAUCGCUGGCAUUGUGGCGGUCGCUCUGGGCAAGAAGAACGGGAGUGCUGCCAUGCAGGGUGCAGCCCUGGCCUCAUCCCUUGGGUUCGCUUUGGUUGGAGGAACUAUUACAGGUCUGAUAAUGAAGCUUCCAUUCUGGGGACAGCCUCCAGAUCAGAACUGCUUUGAUGAUUCCAUUUAUUGGGAGGUUCCUGGGGAGGAGGAGGAGGAGGAGGGCGAGGAGAGCCUGGCUCACGGAGACCAAAAAGCAGAGGCGUAAAGCUCCCACUCUUUGCUGCACAUUCACGACCUACAACCCUCUGAGCUAGAGAUGGGAAAGUGAGGAAUCAUGAACCACACAUUAGACAUGGGGUGUACUCUAUCUCAAUAGUCUUAACUGGCUUCCUCUCCUUGUCACCUCUCCUUCAUCUAAUUGGUAGAUCCCUACCAGGACUUCAUGUGUCACCCAUCUAAUUUCUUGACCAUCAGUGCAGAGGACGUAAAGGAGAGAAUCUGUUGUACUAUUGAAUUCAACCCAGGAUGGCCAGUGCUGUGAAAUUGUCAGUUAUUUUCAACUACUGCAUAAAUAAUUGGAUUGAUAUGAGACAAAUUGAGAUCAUAUCGUGAUUCAUGCUACCUUAUUAAGACAUCUCUAAAUCAACUCGAUCAGCAGGGAAAUGUUAGCCUAUGUUGCACUUUUCUAGGUCCAAACUAGGUCCUCAUUGUCCAUAGAUGUGUACUAAAUAUUUUAAUCUUCAAUUGAAGUAGGUCCACUGAAGAGCAUUUGGGAAACAUGUCAUAGCUCAUUAUAAUUUCAACUAAAGUGUAAGAGGUGGGUGUGUUACAUAUUUUUUUAAAACUAUUAUUAGGUCUCAAUGCAAUUGAGAUAAUAUUGUAAGGAUUUUCUUAUCUUAAACAAAUAAUGUUUACAGAAACUCAUUUCAAGCAACAUGCUUGCAGUGCUUUGGAUGUGUUAGUCUGAAAAUUGAUUUAAAUGAAGGAGCAUUUUGAUAUAAAUGAUCCUGAAUAAGUUGCAUUGAAACAUGAACUGUUCUUUUACACAAUCGGAGGAAAGAUACUUUCAGGGAUAAUUUUUUUACACUGAAUUUGAUGACCACCGUUCUGAGCCAUUAGAAACUGUAUAGAAAUAGUAGAAACAGUAUAUCAAGCUGACAAUAUCACCAAUUGUCUCACAUGCUUUGUGACACUAUCAAAAUGUUAACAGACAUUUGUUUUGCCUCAUUAGUUAGGGCUAUACAUUGUAUAUUUUUCUCAACGUGUCUUUUUAUGUCACCAUCCAACUGACAUAGCCGAUAUUGUGUGCUAGGCCUUGUUUAAUUAAUAAAAUCAACUGCUACUUUA
Molecule: messenger RNA, 2535 nt
Organism: Oncorhynchus tshawytscha (Chinook salmon)
Lineage: Eukaryota; Metazoa; Chordata; Actinopteri; Salmoniformes; Salmonidae
Product: ammonium transporter Rh type A
Exons: 10
Coding region: 146-1453 (435 amino acids)
Biological process (GO): ammonium transmembrane transport; ammonium homeostasis
Cellular component (GO): plasma membrane
Molecular function (GO): ammonium channel activity
Source: RefSeq, a predicted model, not a curated record